AUCCAUUUCCCUGUCGUCAACGUCGUCCGUUCUCAGUCUUAAAUCCGAUUUUUGUCUUUUUCUUCCUCCGUUCAGCUCUUUUCCAUCUUUGCCUUCGGGACCUGCGGCGGCUACUCGGGGCGGCUGGCGAUCAGCGUGGACUGCAUGGAGAAGGCCAGCAGCAACCUCAGCAUCGGCAUUGACUUUGCGUAUCCUUUCAGGCUGCACCAGGUGUCCUUCGAGGCGCCCGUGUGUGAGGGCACGCGGCGGGAGCGUGUGUUCCUCAUUGGAGACUCUUCAUCCUCCGCAGAGUUCUUCGUCACCAUCGCCGUCUUCGCCUUCCUGUAUUCCCUCGCCGCCACCGGCGUCUACGUCUUCUUUCAGAACACGUACCGGGAGAACAGCCGAGGACCCCUCGUCAGGAUUCGUGGACCCCCGCCAUGCGUCCUCAAAGUAACGUUGUGGCUCGUUGAGCUGACCUCUCUCCUCCGCCAGGACUUCAUCGUCACGGUGGUGUUCUCCUUCCUGUGGCUCGUCAGCUCCUCCGCCUGGGCCAAGGCUCUGUCCGACGUCAAGAUGGCCACCGAUCCCGAGGAGGUGCAGCUCCUCGUCUCGGCCUGCAGAGUCCAGACCAACAAGUGCGGCUCCGUUCAGGGGCCCCGCUGGUCCGGACUCAACACCUCAGUGGUUUUCGGGUUCCUGAACUUCGUCCUCUGGGCCGGGAACAUCUGGUUUGUCUUCAAGGAGACCGGUUGGCACAAGGGCGCCUCGAGGUCAGUGGGCGGAGCCUCCGAGAAGCAGUCCGGCACCUUUACCCAGCAGACCCAACACCAGGGGAGCUUCGACCAAUCGAGGAGCUACAGUGCCCAUGGAGACCUCAGCCAGGUGAGCGGAGCCACCUCCUACUCCAAUCAAAUGUAGCCGUGCCUUUUUGAUAGGAGAGGAGGAGUAGAAGUAAACCUUUUUUGUUGAUACUAGUGUUGGGUAUCAUGCAACAUUAUUAUAUUUAGCCUUUUCCUCCUUCUUUGUCAGGUUGUUUGCUGGAUGUUGUAUUUAUUGUAGUUUUAACUCAUAAGUGAUGAUGUGAGUAAUUCACAUUCACUGUUUUCACUGGAUUUGUUGCUCUUUGUUCGGAACAUUCUUCAAAUUGCCGAAACGGCGUCGUAUCGGUGCUAUUAUGCCUUCUGUGAAACGAGUUAAAUUAAAAAAGAAGAAAAUAUUUGAUCUGUGAAAGUGUACAAACAUCAUAUUGUCCUCCUGGCUCAUUACUGAAUAAUAUUAUUGUUUUCUCAUCUAACGAACUAUAUUUUGAUAAUGAGUAUUUCUAAUUCAGUUUCUCAAUAUACUUUAGUGAAAUGUAGGUGUUAUAUUUGUUAUAAGUCAAUAAAGUGUAUUGAACGUCCGUGUGUGUAUGUGUGUAAAUGUGUGCAGCUCCAUGUGUGUAUAAUGUGUAUAUUUUACAGGCACUCGAGUUAAUAAAUGUACAACCUGCCAA
Molecule: messenger RNA, 1474 nt
Organism: Pseudoliparis swirei
Lineage: Eukaryota; Metazoa; Chordata; Actinopteri; Perciformes; Liparidae
Gene: synpra
Product: synaptoporin a
Exons: 4
Coding region: 145-900 (251 amino acids)
Cellular component (GO): synaptic vesicle membrane; synaptic vesicle
Source: RefSeq, a predicted model, not a curated record